GGGCGGAACCACAUUUGCAUCUCGCAAUACGCGCGUGUUGCGCCAGCGCUCGGUUUCGGCUGCUCGUCUGACUUCGACAGCCGUCUCGCUCGCUGCGGCAGCCCGAAAGUUCGCAGCGAUAGCGCAUAACCGCUCCAACUCUGAGAGUGACCACACUCAGUGUGAGUCGUCGAGCGCAACGCCAUGGACGCAACGCAACGCCGCGUCUUAGUGGCCGUCCCCUCGACGACCGACGUCGUCGGCGCCGGCGGCGUCGCGCCGCGCUGGGCGAACUACGUCAACGAAUUGCGAAGGAGCGGCUGGCUCGUCGACGUGUGGACCGUCGACGCGCAAGACGAAGGCCAGCGCAUCCCGCGCGUCGUCCACCCCUUCUUCCCGCGGACACUUACCGACGCGCCGUCAUCGCUGUGGACGAUGCGGCUCUGGCGGCGGCUGCGGUCGGAGAAGAGGCCGCGCUGCGUCGUCGUGACGGAUUUAUUUAACGAUGUUAAUAUUGCGCUGCUAUGCCGGGCGGCGCGCGUGCCUUUACUGUAUUCGAUUCAUACGGACGGUUCCAAAUUACCAGGAGGGGUGCCUUCCUUAGCUUCCGCGUCCCAGGCGUGCACGGCCUAUUUAUCGGCGGCCUGCGCGACGACGUCGCCGUCCUUCGCUCGAAUUCUAGCUGAUCGCGGCGUUAUUAGAGCCGCCAAGAACGUGUGGACGUACCGGCCUCCUCAUACUUCCGACCUGCGCAUCGAUUUAACGGAGGACGAGAUCGCGGCUGAAAGGCGGCGCCUCACGGACGGUCACGGUGCCACAGUGUUGUUAUUGUACGCGGGCCGCUGGUCCGCCGAGAAGCGCAUUGGGUUGCUCGUACGAUGCGUGAGACAACUGCCCGACGUGUCGUUAUCAUUGAUAGGAGACGCCGCCGACGAGUCCAUAGCGAGGGAAAUACAACAGUGGCACGACCCCCAUAAAGGUGUGCAUGUGGUGCGGGGCAUGAGAAGACGGGGAAGGGAAUUAGCGUGCUCGUAUGCCGCGGCAGAUUUCCUGGCCUCGGCUUCUGAUUUUGAAACGUUCGGGAACACCUGCGCCGAGGCGGCGGCCGUCGGCACGCCGGCCCUGGUCCAGCGCGGGCCGGGCUUCGUCGAUCAGGUCUCGGCGAGCCCGCGCUGGUCUUCUUUAUCUGGAGAAGAUUCGAAGGAGGAAGAUAGUCCAGCGUUGUACUGUUCGGACCGGGGCGCGUUAUUGGAUUACGCCUCCAAUGAUGCUGCGGCGUUAGUUCAGACGGCGGUCAGAGCAUUGGAGCCGCUGCGGCGCGACCCCGAGCGAGUUAGGAGGGCAGCUCUCGACGCUGAAAGACAGGGUGCGACGAUUUCCGAGCUCGUCGAGACCGUCUCGUGCGACGAUGGGAGAAGGCCUUCCUAUAUACUGUUGCUGCUGGCUCUUUUCGUGGGGUGCGUGCUCCGUUUAUUUGUUGAGGUCUACGCUCUUUAUUUACGGGGUCUGUCGAACAUCGUAAAGUGCUCGUCGGGACGGUUGAUGUCGUGGCUGAGACCACCCGCGCGGCGCGUGCGCUGGGCCGGCUCGCUCGUGGGACGCGGGUGCAUUGUUUUUCGCCAGAACCUCGCAUCCAUAAGACGCUUCGACCUGGCCGAGGUCGACCCGCUGCCCAUCAACCUCGUCCCCUCCAACCCUUUCGAGGACUACGUCGAGUGCGACGUGGUUAAAUUAGAGGGCCUGCGCGAGACGGCGGCGACGCUCACGCUGCCGGCGACGUCCGCGGCGCGCUUCCGGCGGCGGCUCUCCGAGAACUCCUGACUUUGCAUACUUCUCCCUCCUCCCUAGUGACCUAAAUUUAUUGUAAAUACAAGC
Messenger RNA from Pelagomonas calceolata, 1854 nucleotides. The record is from the annotation of a GenBank genome assembly. Lineage: Eukaryota; Pelagophyceae; Pelagomonadales; Pelagomonadaceae.